Messenger RNA from Penaeus vannamei (Pacific white shrimp), 1635 nucleotides. The record is from RefSeq and is a predicted model, not a curated record. Lineage: Eukaryota; Metazoa; Arthropoda; Malacostraca; Decapoda; Penaeidae.
AUGGUUAAAGGUGGGGCAGGGGUCAGAAAAUCAUCAAAAUCAAAUUUAGAUUGGCUAGUUGAUAAAGGGGAAAGCCUUAAUGCACCUAUUAAGGCCUCGUCUUUGAAUGGCAACAAGGACUCCAUCUACAGCCUGGCUAUGAAUGCACCUGGCACUGUGAUUGUGAGUGGUAGCACAGAAAAGCAGCUCCGCGUAUGGGAUCCCCGCACCGGAAACAAACUCAUGAAGCUUAAAGGUCACACAGAUAAUGUGAAGGCCCUGCUAGUGAACCGUGACGGCACGCAGGCACUAUCAGGCAGCUCAGACGGCACCAUCAAGUUGUGGUCACUGGGUCAGCAGCGCUGCGUUACCACCAUUAGAAUCCACGAGGAGGGCAUCUGGGCUCUGCAGGCCAACGACACAUUCACAACUGUCUUCUCGGGAGGAAGGGACAAACGCAUAUACAUGUCUGAGACGCGUUGCCCUGAUAAACAUGUCCUACUGUGCGUGGAAUCAGCCCCGGUGCUCAAGAUGCUCCUCACGCCAGACAACUCCUCCUUGUACGUGGCCACCACCAAUUCGGCCAUCAAGUGUUGGCCCCUGAACAACCGGCUAUCCCAUGUGGAGGACUACUGUGAUAAUGAUGACGAGCAGGAGCUGCGCCCAGUGAUGGGGCAGCCAGACUGGAGCAUCAGAGGGGGUCCGUCCAUCAAGCAGUACACCAUCCUCAAUGACAAGCGGCACCUGCUCACCCGCGACACAGAGGAGAACGUUGUGCUCUGGGACAUCCUUAAGGCAGUGAAAGUGGAGGACCUUGGCAAGGUAGACUUUGAGGCAGAAAAGGAGAAGAAAAACAAACCCAUUUAUGUUCCUAGUUGGUUUACUGUUGACUUGAAGACAGGAAUGCUGACAAUCCACCUGGCAGAGAAGCGAGACGAGGUGGACUGCCUCUCCGCAUGGGUGUCAGCCAAAGAAGCAAAUUUCCCAACUCAGGAUGGGGUAGACCUCAAAAUCAACUACGGUGAACUCCUGCUGAAGGCCCUGUUCGAGCACUGGCCAAGAACGUACAUGUCCGGAGUGGGAAACGGAAGUGGAACAAGCCACAGGGGAGGUAUUAUCAGUGAGAUCCAGGGGCGCACUUUGUACCGGCUGCUCUGUGGAGACGCUGGGGGAGAUACGGAGGGGGUGUUGCUCAAUGAGACGGUACCGCCCUGGGUGCUGGAUAUUGUGGUCGACAAGACCACCCCCAAGCCUAAGAACAAAGUCUACUUCUUCCUGCUUCCACACGCAUCCUCAGGCAUAAAAAGAGAGAAAAAGGACCGGCUGAGUGCCAACGACUUCAUCCAGAUCCGCAAGGUUCAAGAACACGUCUAUGAGAAGGUCCUGGGGGGAGGUAGCGAUGCUGGCUCCACCACCAACAACAAUGACCGAAGCAGUGACGACAAGGCUGAAACCGCCUCCAUUGCCGAGGACCGAGUCCAACUGCUGUGUAAUGAUAAAGUAUUAGACCCCAAUAUGGACCUGCGAACUGUGCAACAUUUCAUAUGGGGUAACACGUCUCAAGAUCUCGUGCUUUUCUAUAGACCAAUUAAGUGAGAUCAGGCCUGUGCGUUGGGUUAGCAUUCCUUACUGUAUAUGUAUAUAUAUAUAUAUAUU